Messenger RNA from Cinclus cinclus, 1953 nucleotides. RefSeq names its product keratin, type II cytoskeletal 80-like. Gene Ontology annotation, molecular function: structural constituent of skin epidermis. Gene Ontology annotation, biological process: keratinization; intermediate filament organization. The transcript has 9 exons. The record is from RefSeq and is a predicted model, not a curated record. The coding region runs from base 241 to 1953 and encodes 570 amino acids. Gene Ontology annotation, cellular component: keratin filament. Lineage: Eukaryota; Metazoa; Chordata; Aves; Passeriformes; Cinclidae.
UGGGCUGGAAAGCAGAGCCAGGAGCUGAUACUGGCUCAGUGUGACAAGUCCCUAUGCAGAGCUGUGCCUGGAGCACUCUUUCCCAAGCCUGGCACCUCCAAUUCCUUUCCUCACCUUUUAAGGAUGAAGGAAGCAGCUGGUGGGGCCUGGGAUUACCUGGGAGGAUUUGGUUUUGCUGCGAGGGCCUGAGUCCUCCUCAUAUAAACAAGCUCUUGAAGAAAGGAGAGGACAGAGGAGGGAAUGAAAAGGAAGGAGAGGAGAGGGAAGGAAGAAAGAAAAAAAAAAAAAAGCCAACAGGUUGAUCUGGAUUUCCAUCAAGGGUUCCACCCUCCUCCGUUUAAUGAACAUCGCAGAACAGGUGCCUGGAAUUCAUUACCAGCCCACGAGCCCAGGCGAGGGCAAUCGCACCGGCCCGGCUCCGCCGCUGUUCCUCUCUCGGAGGCAGCAGCAGCCAAAAAAACCUUCAACCCCGUUCUCCCCGUGCCUGUGCCUCUCCCUCCCCCGGAGCCGCAGCCGGGCAUGACCAACCCCAGCUCUGCCUUCUGCAGCGGCUCCCUGUGCUCCGGGGAGGUGGCGGCGAGCAUGAGCCCGUCCCCGGAGCGCCGCAGCCCCGACGGGGUGGCCAGCGACGGGCACGGCUCGGUGGCCAGCGACGGGCACGGCUCGGUGGCCAGCGACGGGCACGGCUCCCUGGGCAGCCUGCGCUGCUCGCCCUACUCCCCGCUCUCCAUGGACGGGAGGAUCCCGGCCCCGGUGCACCUGGACAUCGACACCGAGUUCCAGGCUGCACGGCAGCAGGAGAAGGAGGACAUCAAAGUGCUCAACAACCAGUUCGUGACCCUGAUCGAGAAGGUCCAGAGCUUGGAGCAGCAAAACAAAAUCCUGAUGACCAGGUGGAACUUCCUGAAGGACCAGGACAAUUCCCACUCUGACUUGGACAUCAAGGCCAUCUAUGAGCAAUACAUGACCAAAAUGAACCAGGAGAUGAAGGCACUCAACUACGAGCAGGAAAACCUGGAGUCGGAGCUGGCGAAGGUCCUGAGUACCAUGGACACCUUCCGGAGCAAGUAUGAGGAUGAAAUUCGCCUCUGCAGCGGGAUGGAAUUCACCUUCAUGGAGCUCAAAAAGGAUUUGGAUGUGAGCACCUUGCACCGCACAGAGCUGGAGGUGAAGCUCAAAGGGCUCCAGGAGCUGCUGGAGCUGAAGAAAACCAUCUAUGAGCAGGAGCUGGAGGAGCUGCUGACGGAAAUCAAGGACAUUUCUGUGGUGCUGGGAAUCGACAGCUGCUCCCGGCCAGACCUGGGCAGGAUCGUGGAGGACGUCAGAGCCCAGUACGAGGCUCUGGCCCUGCGGAGCUGGGAAGAGGCUGAGGCCCUCACUCGGAGGAAGCUCACUGACAGCAGCUCCCAGUCCAGCUCCUUUGGGGGGCAUCUCCUGGACAGCCGGCGAGAAAUCGCAGAUCUGAACAUCCAGAUCCAGAAACUCCGGUCCUGCAUCGUGUCCCAGAAGAGCCAGUGCCUGUAUCUGGAGGAGCACAUCCGUGAGGCUGGCGAGCAGGGGGAGGGGACCCUCAGGGAUGCCAAGGCCAAGGUGGCCGGGCUGGAGGAGGCCCUGCAGCACAGUCGGGAGCAUGUGGCUCACCUGGUCCGAGAGUACCAGGAGCUCAUGAACAUCAAACUGGCCCUGGAUGUGGAGAUCCUCACCUACAGGAAGCUCAUGGAAGGGGAGGAGAACAGCAUGGAGCAGCCCAUUCCCACCAUCAUCAGCGCUGUCCACUCCCGGCCAAAGCCCCUUUCUGCCAGCACCCUGCGGAAUUCCCGGCUCUUUGCCCAGGGCUCGGGGCACACAGAGCCCAGCGGAGGUGGCACCAGGAGAGCCCAGGACGUGCCGGGGACUCUGGACACCGGGACCCGGCCCAAGCCCAACCCCGGGGCCCCUGGGGAAUGCUCCUAG